AUGGUCUGUUCGGCUGCCCGCCUGCUGCUCCUGGCCAUGACUCUUCCCCUGCUGGGGUCACCAGCUGCUCGAGCAUCCCAACCUGGACAGAGUCAGGCUGGAGGGGAACCUGGGCAGCUCCUGGACCAAGGGAGUGGAUCAGGGGCUGUCCCCUCUGCUCCUGUGGAAUCAGCUCUGGUCUCCGUCUAUGUGCAUCUGGACUUUCCAGAUAAGACCUGGCCACUGACACUCUCCCGGACCCUGACUCUCCCUGCUGCCCUGGCCUCUGCUUCCCCAGGAACUCUCACUGGCCUCAGCCUCACGACAGAGUGUGACAUCAACCUCGAGGGGCAUAUCGAGUGUUCUUGUCUCUCUGGGUACCAGUGGAAUGCCAGAGUCUGCUCCCGUCACCGUCCCUGCCAAGCCCUCCACAGCCACCAGCCUUGUGGCUGUCUUGUCUUCAGCCAGCCUGAACCUGGGUACUGCCAGUUGCUGCCACCUGGUGAGGAACUGACUGCCUCCUGCCUCCCUGCAGUCCCCGGAAACCUGAGCCUGAACUCCCCGCUGCAGAUGCCUGGCCACACGCUGAACCUGACUCUCCUCGUCAGCCAGGAGGCCACCAACCUGAACUGGUUCCUGAGGCACCCAGGGAACUCCAGACCGGUCCUCCUGCAGCCAGGGACACAGGUGUCCCUGACCUCCAGCAGGGGCUGGGCUGCCCUCAGUGUCUCCAACAUGUCCCAUCACUGGGCAGGUGAGUACGUGAGCUGCUUCGAGGCCCAGGGAUUCAUGUGGAACCUGUACCAGGUGGUGAGGGUGUCUUUGGAGGUGGCAGACGUGGCUCGACUUCCAGACCAGCUCUCCAUCUCCUGCGCCACUUCCCCAGGCUUCCAGCUGAGCUGCUGCAUCCCCCGUACAAACCUGGCCUACACGGCUGCCUGGAGCCCUGGAGAAGAUGGUGAAGCCUCCUCGUUCAACACGUCAGGCUCUCAGUGCUCCGUGCUGGUGGUUCAGCACUGCCCAGCCGCUGACACCACAUACACUUGUGACCUGCAGAGCCGGGGCCUCACUCCCCUCAGGGUCCCUGUCUCCAUCGCCAUCAUCCGGGAUGGAGACAUCACCUGCCCCGAGGACUCCUCAGGUAUGGCCUGGAAUGUCACCAAGGCUGGCCACGUGGCACAGGCCCCAUGUCCCGUGAACAAGAGUGGAGUGGUGAAAAGGCCCUGUGGGCACGAUGGGGUCUGGGGGCCCAUCCGCAGCAGCUGCACCGACGAAAGGCUCCUGGCCUUGCUUACUAGAGCCAAGCUGCUGCAGGCAGGCCAGGGCAAGCCUGACGACGAGGUGCCACAGAUCCUGAGGGAGCUCUCAGGGCAGGUGGCGGUGGCAAGCUCACCCUCUGACCUACUGACGCUGCUGCGCACCAUGAAAUGCCUGGCCAAGGUGACGGCAAGGGCCAGAAUACAGCUUAAGCACAGUGCCCUGGAGAACCUCCUGACAACCACAGACAAGGUCCUAGACAUGGACACCAGUUCUCUGUGGACCGAUAAGCCCUGGGUGGGCUCAACUUUCCUGCUGGCUGUGGAGACCCUGGCACGCAGCUUGUGCCCACAAGAUCACCCCUUCACCCUCAGCUUGCCCAACGUGCAGCUGCAGACCCAGCUCCUCAGCCCCAAGUUGCCUGCUGACUAUAAGAUCUCCUUCUCCACGCAGCCCCCACUGCAGACUCAGAUUCCCAGGCAUGCACUGGCCCCACUACACCACAAUGGAACCCAAAUCAGCAUUACCAGCCUGGUAUUGCAAAAACUGGACCACCUUCUUCCCCCAAACUAUGGGCAAGGGCUGGGGGACUCCCUCUACACCACUCCUGGCCUGGUCCUUGUCAACUCCAUCAUGGCAGAUGGCCAGACCUUCCACCAGGGAGAGGUCAUCAUGGACUUUGGGCACACAAAGAGUACCCCUCAUUGUGUCUUCUGGGAUCACAAUCUCUUCCGGGGCAAGGGGGGUUGGUCCAGAGAAGGAUGCCAGGCACAGGCAGCCGGUGCCAGCCUGACCACUCAGUGCAUCUGCCAGCACCUCACUGCCUUCUCCAUCCUCAUGUCCCCACACACUGUUCCAGAAAAUCCUACCCUGACGCUGCUGAGUAACCUGGGCUUGGGAGCUUCCAUUCUUGCGCUGCUUGUAUGCCUGGGCGUGUACAGGCUGGUGUGGAGAGCUGUGGUGCGGAACAAGGUCGCCUACUUUCGCCACACUGCCCUGCUCAAUGUGGUGCUCUGCUUGCUGGCUGCAGACACCUGCUUCCUGGGAGCCACACUGCUCCCUCCAGGGUCUCGCAGCCUGCUCUGCCUCACCGCUACCUUCCUCUGUCAUUUCUUCUACCUGGCCACCUUUUUCUGGAUGCUGGCACAGGCCCUGGUGUUGGCCCACCAGCUGCUCUUCGUCUUCCAGCAGCUGUCCAAGCACCGAGUCCUCCCCCUGAUGGUGCUCCUCGGCUACCUGUGCCCCCUGGGGUUUGCAGGUGUCACCCUGGGCCUCUACCUACCUAGAGGGCAAUACCUGAGGGAGGGGGAGUGCUGGUUGGAUGGGAAGGGAGGGGCGCUCUACACUUUCGUGGGGCCAGUGCUGGCCAUCGUAGGUGUGAACGGGCUGGUACUAGCCAUGGCUGUGCUGAAGUUGCUGAGACCUUCGCUGUCAGAGGGACCACCCGUGGAGAAGCAUGAAGCUCUUCUGGGGGUGAUCAAAGCCCUGCUCAUUCUCACACCCAUCUUUGGCCUCACCUGGGGGCUAGGCCUGGCCACUCUGUUAGAGGAAGUCUCCACAGUCCCUCAUUACAUCUUCACCAUUCUCAACACUUUCCAGGGUGUCUUCAUCUUACUGUUUGGUUGCCUCAUGGACAAGAAGGUGCAAGAGGCUUUACGCAAACGCUUCUGCCGCACCCGACUCCCCAACUCCACUGUCUCCCUGGCCACCAAUGAAAGCUACAUCUCGGAGUGCAGCAAAGGAGGAGGUGAGGCUGCCAGGUGA
This is a messenger RNA of Propithecus coquereli (Coquerel's sifaka), 3000 nucleotides long. It is a transcript of the gene ADGRF3, whose product is annotated as adhesion G protein-coupled receptor F3. The record is from RefSeq and is a predicted model, not a curated record. Gene Ontology annotation, biological process: G protein-coupled receptor signaling pathway; cell surface receptor signaling pathway. Gene Ontology annotation, molecular function: G protein-coupled receptor activity. Lineage: Eukaryota; Metazoa; Chordata; Mammalia; Primates; Indriidae. The coding region runs from base 1 to 3000 and encodes 999 amino acids. The transcript has 13 exons. Gene Ontology annotation, cellular component: membrane.